Messenger RNA from Merops nubicus (carmine bee-eater), 1077 nucleotides. RefSeq names its product chemokine-like receptor 1. Gene Ontology annotation, cellular component: plasma membrane. Gene Ontology annotation, molecular function: complement receptor activity; N-formyl peptide receptor activity. Gene Ontology annotation, biological process: inflammatory response; phospholipase C-activating G protein-coupled receptor signaling pathway; positive regulation of cytosolic calcium ion concentration. The transcript has a single exon. The coding region runs from base 1 to 1077 and encodes 358 amino acids. NCBI's taxonomy places the organism in Eukaryota, Metazoa, Chordata, Aves, Coraciiformes, Meropidae. The record is from RefSeq and is a predicted model, not a curated record.
AUGGAGAGCGUCUCUGCUUCCCCCUCACCCUUCUCCUACACCACGCAGCCUGAGAACACCACCGCCCACGACCCCUACUCGGGCCUCCAGAAGAGCAUGCACGUCCUCUCCAUGGUGGUGUACGGCGUCGCCUGCCUGCUGGGGGUGACGGGCAACGGCCUCGUCAUCUGGAUCGCGGGCUUCAAGAUGAAGAAGACGGUGAACUCCGUCUGGUUCCUCAACCUGGCCGUCGCCGACUUCAUCUUCACCUUCUUCCUGCCCCUCAGCAUCGCCUACACCGCCCUGGGCUUCCACUGGCCGUUCGGGAAGCUGCUGUGCAAGCUGAACAGCACCAUCGCCUUCCUCAACAUGUUCGCCAGCGUCUUCCUCCUGACGGUCAUCAGCGUGGACCGCUGCGUCUCCGUGGCCUUUCCCGUCUGGUCUCACAACCGCCGGAGCCCGCAGCUGGCGGCCAGGAUCGCCCUGGGGACGUGGGUCCUGGCUCUCCUCCUCAGCUCCCCCUACCUGGUGUUUCGGGACACCGUGGUCAGUUCCAGGAACGUCACCACCUGCUAUAACAAUUUCGCCCUGUCCGACGACUACGCGUCGGAGGCCACGCGGAGGCUGUGGAGGGUGAGGCACAAAGCCAUGAUCCUAACGCGGUUCCUGUGCGGGUUCCUCGUCCCCUUCACGGUGAUUCUCAUCUGCUACAGCAUCGUUGCCUUCAAGCUGAAAAGGAGGCAGUUAGCCAGCUCGGCCAAGCCGUACAGAAUCAUCAUCGCCGUCACCGUCUCCUUUUUCCUCUGCUAUUUUCCCUACCAUGUCUUCUCCUUGCUGGAAAUAUCCAAAAACUCUUCCAGUCAUGAGAUGAAACUGGCUCUUUACAUCGGGAUCCCCUUGGUUUCCAGCCUUGCUUUCUUCAACAGCUGCAUCAACCCCAUCCUGUAUGUCUUCGCGGGGCCGGAUUUCAAGGAGAAGUUUCGCCAGUCCAUCCUGUCGACCUUCGAAGGGGCCUUCAGUGAGGAAUCUCUGCUGGGCAGCCUGACCAGCAGGCGCAAGUCCAGGUCUGCUUCAGAGGCAGAGGUCCCGAGGCUGUGA